AUGGCAGAGCUCCGUAACUGGGAGAGCUGGGGAGGAGUGGAGAGAGGACGGUCGGUGGCGCUGCCUGCGAGAUGUGUGUUGCUCUUCCUGGUAAGGCAAGUCAGCCUCGUCCGACUGGUUAACCGACGCAGCUCAACUCGAGGAAAUAAACGCGAACGUCGCCGAUGUUUCACCACUCAGCUCGAGGGAACCCCUUUGAAUAUCGACGAGAGGAGAGAAGAGACGGAGCAAACAACUCUGUUCUCGCAAGAAGAGACCAAGUUCUCCAGAGUGAAGUCCUUUGAAUUGUUUCUACUGGGACUGGCUGCGGCCAACUUGGAGGAAAUUCUCAUCGUGAACAUCUAUGAUAUUGUCAUCCAUGAGAUUACCUCCUCCAUCGCCGACACUUGGAUGUGUCGCUCACUCAAGUUCCUGACUGUGUUUGGUGAAACUACCAGCAUCCUCUUCACUGUCCUCAUCAGCAUCUUCCGCUACCAGAAGCUGAGAGACGCCAGUACGAGGGUCAACUUCCCAAUCUGCAUGGACAGCAUCAGGUCAGCCUUGAUGGUGAGCGGGGUGUGUGUGAUAUUCUCCGUGCUGUUCAGUCUCCCCAUUUUUGUCAUGCACCUGCAAAGCCCAGCGGGAAACACCACAAGAAACACAGUCGGCUGCCCCCCAGACUUCUUUCAGUGUAGUACAAAUCAUUGUCCCAAAUUCAACCGCUUCUACAAGUAUGCGUUCAUCCUGAUAUGCAACCUGCUGCCUCUGAUCAUCGUCACAGCCACCGGCUGCCUCAUCAUCAAUGUGCUGCUGAGCCAGAGGAAGACUGUGACACCAGGGGUGAACGUGAGUGGGUCGAGCCAGUCCAGCAGGAAGAGUAAAGGUCUGGGGUUUCAGCGAAGCACGGUAGCUGUACUGGCUGCCAUGGGGUUGUUCCAGGUAGAUUGGACUCUCUACCUGAUCUUCCAUCUGAGUUUCAGCCCCACUGACCUUCCUUUUUGGGCUGAAAUGGAGUUCUUUAUCUCAAUUUCCUACACAUCCAUCAGUCCAUAUGUGUACGGGAUAGGGAAUAACCUGUUCAAUCUCAAGAACUGUAUAAAAAGGUAAUUUAAAUCUUUUUUUCAGGCCUGACUUGUCAGAUUUUUAAACAGAAAAUAUAAUUUGAAAUUGUGUUGAUGAUGAAUUAUUAAGCAGAAACCAGUUUUUAUCAAUAAAAAUCGUUUUUUAAUUAUUUAACUUUCUGUAUUAGUUUGAGGAAGCAGAAGUUAACACUUUUUUGAGCAGGAAAUCCUUUUCUCUUCAGUAAACAGAUUACAGCUUUGUAUUACUUUUAUUUCCAUUUAAUAUGAAAUGAAAAGGUUCCUUUGGUACAAAAGUUUUCAGUCCCAAAGUUUUAUAUAUAUUUUUUAAAUCAGCCACAUAGCAAAUGCCUCUUUUGAUUGAUAAAAGCAUUAAAGGACUGUCAUAACUUGAAAAACAAAAUGUUUCCAUGUCUUACAGCCCUUCAAUGGGAGGAGGGCAAGUGAAUCUCAUGUG
Messenger RNA from Seriola aureovittata, 1515 nucleotides. Its product is annotated as gonadotropin-releasing hormone receptor. NCBI's taxonomy places the organism in Eukaryota, Metazoa, Chordata, Actinopteri, Carangiformes, Carangidae. Gene Ontology annotation, molecular function: G protein-coupled receptor activity; neuropeptide binding. Gene Ontology annotation, cellular component: neuron projection; membrane. Gene Ontology annotation, biological process: neuropeptide signaling pathway. The record is from RefSeq and is a predicted model, not a curated record. The transcript has 3 exons. Bases 1 to 1086 code for a protein of 361 amino acids.